GGUGAUCCUCCGUCACUCCAGUCAGCCUCACAUCACCGAGUCACUGGACAGUCACCAGCUGAUUCAGAGAAACUUCACUAUGUAACACAGAAACAUUAACAACAUUCACUCUUUGGUAAUUCCUUCUUAGUAUUAGGAAGUAAGAGAUGGUGUGAAAAUGGCUAAGCGACCCGGGAGAAAGGAGGGGACGCUAUCUUCUUCUUCGCCGACCAUUCUUCGGAAUUUGAACCGCGGAGACGUGAGCAUGGACAGCGGAGACGGAUCCGAAGACUUGUCCCUGGAUGAAAUUCUGACUCUGUACAGCCAGCCGAUAAACGAGGAACAGGCAUGGGCAGUGUGCUACCAGUGCUGUCGGACUUUAGCGCAGAAACACAGACGGAGAGGCUCAUCCAAGGCAGCGGGCUCCUCGGCGGUGGACUACCCGAGGAAGAUCGAUGGACCUGGGAAUGUGAGGAUCGGAAGAGACGGGGCUGUCAAGCUGCACUUUGAAGGCAGCACAGAUGAGUACCAGUCAGCGUGCACGUCAUUAGAGGUUAUUUAUUCCCUGGGUGUCAUGAUCUACAAAGCUCUGGAUUAUGGCCUCAAAGAGAAUGAAGAGCGAGAGCUCAGCCCGCCAUUGGAGCGACUGAUCGACAUGAUGACCAACAUACAGAAAACUGAGACCGACCCUUGUCCUGACGAGGGCUACGAGGCCACCGAGGAAGAGGACGAGUGUGAGGAAGCCGAUGCGGAUGAAGAGCUCGAGUCUGUUUCCUCUGCCAGCGAAGUGAGCAGCGUCAAGAGUUACAGAGACAUCCUCUUGAUAUGUUCUUCCCAUCUGCCCAGCCCAUCUGAUGCACCGAACCAUUACCUGGCUGUGUGCCGAGCUCUUUAUGCCGAGACAAGGGAACUUCACACGUUUCUGGAGAAGAUAAAAUGUGCCAAGGAGAACCUUCGGCGGAUGGAAGGUGAGACGCAGGAGGAACCUGAGAAAGACCUCAAUGAGCUGCAAAAUGCUGACUGGGCCUGCUUCUGGGUGCAGGUGAUGCGCGACCUACGACAUGGUGUGAAGUUAAAGAAGGUUCAGGAACGGCAGUACAACCCGCUGCCCAUUGAAUACCAGCUCACGCCGUACGAAAUGCUGAUGGACGACAUCCGUUCCAAACGCUACAAGCUGAGAAAAGUCAUGGUGAAUGGAGACAUCCCCCCACGACUAAAGAAGAGCGCACAUGAAAUCAUCCUUGAAUUCAUCAGGUCACGGCCUCCUCUUAACCCUGUUUCAGCCCGAAAGCUCAAGCCCCAUCCUCCACGUCCGCGGAGUCUCCACGAGCGACUGCUGGAGGACAUCAAGGCUGAAAGGAAGCUCCGGCCGGUUUCACCUGACAUGAUUCGAAGGCACCGUCUAGUCAUGCGACCUCUGAGCAUGUCUUACAGUUUUGACUCAUCAGGUGCAGGGAAAAGCAUCAGCACCCCUCAGGACUUGUUCCGCAGUCCAGCGUCUCCUGAUGGGCAGAGGAAGUUGGCUGGCAGUACCCACUCUCUGGCCAGUGGGAUGACAGGAACCCCUCAAAGAGCGCAGCAGCUGAGCCAGAGGAAGAGGCUCCUCAAAGCUCCCACACUGGCUGAACUGGACAGCUCCGAAUCUGAUGAGGAGCCCACAAAGAGCAGCUCCAGUAGGUCCACGUCUUUACUGGAGGACACAUCUCCUGAGAUUGUUGCGGAGAAGAAAGCACCUCCGAAGUUUCUGCCCGUUUCCGCCACUCCUCAGCCAGAGAAGCACCAGACUCUUCAGAGGCGGCACUCUGUGGAGAGGGAGGCUCCUGCUUUUGUUCGGUCUUUUGCGCCACCGUCCAAGCAGAGCUCCAAGUCGUUGGUGGAAGCAGCCGGCAGCGCUCAGGUCACGGAGGAGUUCUGUUAUCCUGUGGAGUGUUUGACUCUGACGGUGGAGGAGGUGAUGCACAUCAGACAGGUUCUGGUCAAGGCAGAGCUGGAGAAAUUCCAGCAGUACAAAGACGUCUAUAACGCUCUGAAGAAAGGAAAGCUCUGCUUUGCAUGUCGAACCAAAAAAUUCUCCCUCUUCACCUGGUCUUACACCUGCCAGUUCUGCAAAAGACCUGUGUGCGCCCAGUGUUCAAAAAAGAUGCGGCUACCAUCUAAGCCCUAUUCCACUCUGCCCAUCUACUCUCUUGGUCCCAGUGCAGGUGCUAACAAUGUAGCUCGUGUAGCUUCGGCACCACCAGAACCAGAGAAACAUGCGCCGGGAUACGGCAGACACAGUCUACGCCGAAGGUUGUCCAAGCACAGCAGCCGAGACGGGCAGUCGAAAGACGAACUGGAGCUGCCCAAAGAGCUGACAGAGGACUGGGUCACCAUGGAGGUCUGCGUCGACUGUAAAAAGUUCAUCACGGAGAUCAUCUGCUCCAGCAAGCGCAGCCUGUCAGUGGCGUCCAAAAGAGCCCGUCUGAACCGCAAAACCCAAUCGUUCUACAUGCCAUCGUCUAAGUCGACCAGCUUCCACCCCGCAGAGCGCCCCAUUAGUGAAAUGUAGGACGGAGCCAGCGUACUUUAUUCAAAGUAUCCUCCCUGGUUUUGUGCACUUUAUUGAAAUUUAAAAGAAAAUCCACAUUUGACACGGACUGCUACCAAAAGAUUUUGAAGUUGCCGUGCAAAUCUGGAAGUAGUAUCCCUCUCAGGAAAAGCUGCAGGCAUUACAUUGGCUGUGAUACUAGUGAAUAUGUGGCAAAGAUCCUCAUAACCACUGUGAAGUACAGUGGAGGAGGUAUGAUGCUGUGGGCCUGUUUUGCUUCCAAAAGCCAAUAGAAAUCUUGUCUGAGUCCUUCACUCAAACCAGGGAUGAUAUGAUGCAGAAAGCCAAAAGAUGUAGAGAUAUCAUGUAAAUAUUGCAGAGGCCCAAUCAAUGUCUAAUGUCGAUGAGCUUUCCAGUUCCCGUUUACUUCUUGCACUCAGGAAGAUUAACCGACAGAAAUGCACUGUACAGUCUCUUUCUUGUAAGGUCUGCUGGGGCAGAUCUCCGCCUCUCUCAUCCUUCCAGCAGCAAAUUCUUUUGCCAAAAGUUUCACCUUCUCAGCCAGAUCAAAUGAGUUACUGCUGUUAUCUCAUAGUACUGAGGGGCUCAGAUUGCCUGUAUUUUUCAGGGUGUUUUUUUUUUUUUUUUUUUGCUAUUUAAACUAAAUUCAUUUCUGUGCAAGGUGCCAAAAUGUAAUUUCUCUGAAUGCCUUUGUAGCUGCAGAACUAUUGUACAUAAUGUGUCAUAAACUAAAUGAUGGUAUCUUUAGUUUCUCAACUCCUUGUGCUCCAAAGUGGGCCACAGACAUACAUGAAGGAUUUUAGAAAGUGUACAGGUUGUAUAUUCAUAUUGUUCCAAAUUCAAAUUUAAUAUAAACUUAUUAAGGUAUCAUUUUAUUAUUUUCCAGAUUUCUGGCCAUUAGAAUUAUAAUUUGUAGUGUAUUAUGUUGUGCAAUGAGUUUAAAAAUCCUGUGUUUACAUUAAGCACUUUAUUUGGACCGAAUUAUUGUUUAUGUUUGGUUUUUAAUCUAAAAUAAUAAUUAUGUAAUUUAAAAGAAAUAUGUGCCACUUUAAAAAGGUCCCUUAUGAAUACAGUAAAUGUUUCAAUAAGCGUUUCAAAGCAAAGUAAUAAGGAUUGCUACACAGAAUUGAAUGUAGACAUUUUAAGAUUUUACUUUAAGAAUGUAUUUUCAUUUUAAGUGAUUCUCCUAUCAGUCCUACACACACACACACACACACACACACACAUCACCAAAUAGAUACAAAGCGUAACCAGCCUGUUUAAGAAAUGUUGAUGCAAUUUAAAAAACAAUAAAGCAAUCCAUAAAUCGAGUUUUAUUUUGGAGCUCUAUAAGGAAUGUGUGCAUGCUGUAGUGAGAACUGUCUGUUUUUAUCAGAGAAAUUAAAAUAAAGUCAUCAUGAUUGUUAAAUUUGAA
Messenger RNA from Xiphophorus couchianus (Monterrey platyfish), 3941 nucleotides. RefSeq names its product spire-type actin nucleation factor 1a (gene spire1a). Gene Ontology annotation, cellular component: cell cortex; cytoplasmic vesicle membrane. Gene Ontology annotation, biological process: actin filament network formation; actin nucleation; intracellular transport. The coding region runs from base 158 to 2527 and encodes 789 amino acids. Lineage: Eukaryota; Metazoa; Chordata; Actinopteri; Cyprinodontiformes; Poeciliidae. Gene Ontology annotation, molecular function: actin binding; microtubule binding. The record is from RefSeq and is a predicted model, not a curated record. The transcript has 19 exons.